This is a messenger RNA of Manis pentadactyla (Chinese pangolin), 11789 nucleotides long. It is a transcript of the gene GLT1D1, whose product is annotated as glycosyltransferase 1 domain containing 1. The coding region runs from base 8157 to 9197 and encodes 346 amino acids. NCBI's taxonomy places the organism in Eukaryota, Metazoa, Chordata, Mammalia, Pholidota, Manidae. Gene Ontology annotation, molecular function: glycosyltransferase activity. The transcript has 15 exons. The record is from RefSeq and is a predicted model, not a curated record.
CGCCUCUCGUGGAGGACGCGGCCAGCAGUGGGAAGGCCAGCAUGCCGAGGAGAUAGAGCGCCAGACUAAGCAGGAUGGCGCGCGCCCGGCCGAGCCGCGCGUCGGCCAGCCAGCCUCCGAAAGGCGACACCAGGUGCACCCACCCCCGCUGCCCACCUGUGACAACCGAAAAUUCCCACCCGACAGUCCCAAGUAGCCCCACCGACAGCCGCUGAGCCGGAGGCGCCUGCGUACCUGUUGCCACGUUAGGUGGCUGGCACUGCUUCUUCCAUCUAUUGCGGCCAGCCCAUCCCGGGCUCUGCCCCCGCCUGGAGCCCAGCGUUGGCUCGCAUCAUGUGGCCCGUCACGUUGGUUCGCGCCUCGGUCUUUAGCGUGUGCGGUUCCCGAGUAUGAGCCUCCGGCUGGGAGGUUCCCUUGGGCCCUGUUCCCUCCCAACCCCAUUGCCUGCACAGCACCUGGCACGUACCGGAGGGGAGAGUGCCCUUAUGAGAUGGGACCCCAGACGCAAGGAUGCCUCCUCCGCCCUAAGUCCAGAUGAAGAGAGAGCCACUACCUGAGGCUGGCUCGCUGGCAGGUCGUCUGGCCUCCCAGCUGACCUGCCAGCUGAAGGAAGUCACACAAGUAAUUACCAGCAAGGCCAACAGAAAAACUGCCCAGCUGAGCCUCAACCCAGAUUGCAGAAUUGGGAACAAAUCAAAUCGUUGUUAUUUAAACCACUACAUUUUGGGGAGGUUUGUUGGGCAGUUUCAGAUAAUGAACACAUACCCGCCCUCCCCCAUGGCCACAGUCUGCUAACACCAGGUGGCAGCCACUAUCUUCCCGUGGAACACACGCUAACCUAAAUCUUCCCUACUCGCUGUUGUCUAAUUUUCCGUAUAGUAGAGAAAAUAUUCUUUAUCUGCACUGUAAAAUUGGUUCAAAUUUAAUAACAUAAAACAUCCUGGUUCCUCAGGCACAGCAGCCAUAUUUCAAGUGCUCAGUAGCCACAUGUGACCAGUAGCUACCAUAUCAGACAGCACAGUGCAGAUCACCACACACAGUUGUAGAAAGCCCUGGGGACUACAUUGCUCUAAGAUGUACUGGGUGUGAUGGUUACUAACCCAGCGUCCAUACCCUCCCUGUCCUUCCAGACAGAAAAUCCUGAUUCCUUCCAGGUGUUUAUGCUCUGCUCAUCCUCAGCCCUCCCAGUCCUCUACCUGCUACCCUAUAUAGCUCAGGAGAAACUGACUUCAUCUUCGUUUCUGGAUCUGACCAGUCAAAACUAAUGUUAGCUUCUGUGCUUCUUCACAGUGACUAGAUCAGAAACCCAGACUCAUUAUUCGGGGCAUAAAAAUACCCUGGGGCACAAGUGAGGGUGAAUGAUUUAUAUUGGCCCUGUCAAGCUGAAGGAAAGGACUUCAUUCUAUGGCUGUAAGAGAGACACACUCUUCCAGACUGGGUGGGAAUUAGGAAGCCUGUUGCUUUAAUUGCUGCUGGCAGCUGUUUCAGAACUGUGAGAAGAACCAGUUGAGGGUGCAGUCAGCUUUGUCAGGAAGAAAUUAGAUGAUGAAAGUGUUUCCCCUAAGGGGAUUGCCGCCAGGCAAGUUCACUCUGGAUUCCCUGAGACUGAAUAGCAACAACUGAAAGUUAGGGGUAAAAAGGGUUUUUAUACCAAGCUUUAGUCUCAUGGUGGCAGGUUGAAUGCUGGAAUCACAUCUGCCUCUGGGGCAGUCUGCAUGCAGCAAGCCAGUCUCUGUCUCUGCCUUCAGGCUGACCAGUUUAUUAUAGUAACACCAAUAAUAAUGGUUCCCAUGGUACUCAUUAGCCUAGCAGUAGGCCAGUUACAUCAAGUAGUUUAGGGUCUGGUGAGGAUCCUGGCCAUAGGAACUUUAAUUUUCCCUGCAAAAGAUAACAAAUCUUAUAUUGUUUAGGCCACUGAUGUUGGAUUUUCUGUUACGUGUAACCAAAGCCAACUGCCAUGACUAUCAAAAAAUGGAAAAAUAACAAGGAACAGAGAGGUGAUUAUAAAGCUGACAAAUUGAUGUAAGUUGACUGACCACUUUGUAACACACCCUUUUGCCUGAAAGUAAUCGUGUGAGUCUCUCCUCUACACCUAAAGUAAUCAAAUAAAUAAAUGAUCUAACUCAUACAGCAGGUGUCCAAGGGAUAGGAAACCUUUUCUUACAAAGGAUAGUUUUAUGGACAGUCUGCACUUCAGGGCCUCUAGGAAAGGACCUCCCUGCAAGGACGUUCAUAGUGUGGACUGGAAUUGGAAAUGCACUGUGUGCUCCAACAUGCACAGCCCUCCGUCCUCUGUCACUGCCCUGUCCCCUGUGCUUUGCUCAGUGAGGAGCUUGGAGAGGAUGCUAUCUGACAGAAUGAAUUCAGAAGCCGUCAGAGACUGAGCACAUUUCAGGGGCUGCAUCUGGGUCCUUGACUGUGUGAGUGACAUUCUUUCUGGCUGUGCAUCUGCAUUGCUCUUGUCUUGCUGCCCCACAGCUGAAUCUGCUUACAGUUUCAGCUCCCCUCAAAAUGCUGGUUUCCAGUAGCCAUCCGGGGCUUUCUGUGCCGUGCAUACUCCACACAUUCAGCCAACAAGUAGCUAUUAAACACCUGCAUGUCCGGACUGCUCAGCAUCUGCCCUCGUGGCUGAUGCUUCUGCUUUUCUGGUUUCCCUGUUCCAUACAGAGGGACUCUGAUGAGCCCACUCAUCUCUGUGCAUCAGGCUGUGGCCUACAUCUUUAGUGACAUGAGAGUCACAGGCCAUGCCACUGAGUUUUUUACUUUCCUUGGGGAGAGUUGUCAUAAAUUCUUUUUAUUUCAGGGAGUCCCUGUGUUAACAUUUCCAUCAGGCUGCAGAUCCUCUAGGGAGAAGCAGAAACUGUAAGAAUUAAGAGCCUAUUCAACCCAUGGAACAGAAUCAGGUCUUACAUUCUUGAGCCCAAACCAAAACCACACCCACCUGCUUUUGUGUGACUUAAUUCAGCUCUCGGAAUGAUUUAUAUUUUAUUUAUACAGAGGAUGUGGGAGUCUGUGGCCAAGAACGUGGGUUUUGAUUUGAAUUUUUUCAAGCUCUCACUUUGACUCUUGUGAGUAGCAGCCUCUACUACUUGGGUUCUUUCCUUGCUGUAUUUGAAAAAUCCACAAGCUGUCUGCAAAAGUGGAGCUCACCCCUAGGAAAAGCAUAAAGGAAUGAAGGAGUAAGCAAGAGAAAAUGAAUUUUCUCCUCUUGGAAGAGGUGCCCAAUGUUAGCAAAUGUGCAACCGCACCUACCAUUUCAUUUUAACUGCCACUUUUACAAUUCUUUGCAAGCAUCAUAACCUAUAUGCAAUCAGAUCAUUGGUGGUUAUACAUGUACUUGUUUAGGCCUUACAGGAGACAUCACUGGAGGUGAAUACAAAGGACAUAUAUAUAUACAUAUAUAUAUAUAUAAAAUAAUUCAGUGUGUGACAAAGCCAUUUCCAAUCUAUGGGAAAAGAAUGGAUUGUUCAAUAAAUUCUGUUGGAAUAAGCCACUAAAUGGGAGGAAAAUAGGCUUCACGUUUUGUACCAACAUAAAUUCCAGAUGGAUAAAAUAUGAUCAUGCAGAAAUCAAAAACAUAAUAGCAUUAAGAGAAAAUAGUGGCAAAUAUAAAAUCUUAAGGGGAAUGUUUUUCUAAGCCCAACACUAAAGCCAUAAGGAAAACACUAACUACACAGACUUAAAACUUACUUGGAUCAAAAAAGGAUAAUUGAAGUUAACAGCAAAUAAACUGAAAAAAUACUUGAAAUAGAUAUGACGAAGUGAAUGUCCUUUAUGAAGAAUUCUUAGGAAUCCUAUGGAAUUUGUUGGGUAAGCAUCCAAUAAAUAAAACUGACAAAGUGAAUGUCCAGGCAUUGUGGUGGAUAGCCAACUAAUACAAGUAAUACACAUGCGCAUAGAGAAAAGCGAAAAAUAAGAAUACCCUUCAUGAAAAAAAUUACACCAAUAAUUUUAAAUAGCACAAAGGGGACAUGUUUUGUCCCUUGAAUUGAAAAAUACCCAGGUUUGGCAAUGUUUGGGAAAGGAAUGUGCUUAUAAAUGGUCUGUGGAAAGGUAAAUGGGUGCAACUUCUCUAGAGGGCAUCUUGUCAUUUGUAUCAGCACCACAUUUGUCUACACCAUGAACCUGCAAUUACAUCUCUAGGGUUUGAAGGAUGUAUGCAAUGUGUUCAUUGCAAUUUCGCUUAAAAUAGCAAAAAGAUUGGAAGCAACAGAUAUACAAUAAAGCAUUAAGUUAUGGUGCAUGCAUACACUGGGAUAUUAUGUAGUUAUUUAAAUGCUAUUGCAGGAUUCUGAGGUGGAAAAGUAUUUGUGAUAUAUUGUAUUAGUUUUCUUUUGUUACGUAACAAAUUACCACAACUUUAGUGGCUUCAAACAACACCCUCCAGUUAUAUAGGUCAGAAGUCUGGGUAUGGCUGACUGGACUCUCAGUCAGGGUCUCACAAAGCUGAAAUCAAGGAAUGGGCGGAGCUCAGAUCUCAUUUGGAGCUCGUUCUAGCUCCUGCAAUUCUGACAGAAUCCAGUUCUUUGCUGUUCCUUCAUCCCCAAAGCUAGCAAUGGAGAAUCUCCCUGCUUUCAGGUCCCUCUCAUGCUUUCAGCCUUCCCAGCAUCAGGAAAUGCCCAUUCCCUUUACAGGGGCAACUACUGGGUGACACCCUGCAUGAUCUCCCUAUCUUAAGGGCAACUAUUUGGUAAGUUUAAUCACAUCUACAAAUACUCUUCACAGCAGUACCUACAUGGGUGUUUGACUAACUGGGAGAAGGCAUAAAACAGGAGAAAGGAAAUCUUAGGAACCAUGGUAGAAUUUUGCCCACCAUGAUUAUUAAGUAAAAAAAAGCAAAUUACAAAAAUACAUAGAAAGUUCCUAUUUCUUAUAACAAAAUGACAAACACGGCCAGAACAGUAAGAAUCAGUAACAAAAAAAAUAUUCCAUGUAACAGAGCCAAAGAAACAGAUUCCACACUGAGUUUGGGAGGUGUCAAACCUCCUCUGUCUCAGUUUCUCCAUCUGUAAAGGGGUGAAUUGACUGAGGUGUACUGCAGAAUGCACAGAACAUGCCAGGCACCUGGUGAGCACCCAGCAAACAUGACUAUUGUUGUGGUUAUAUUUUUUCAUGUAGUCUGGAAAAACUUGAAGCUAAGCUAUUAAUAGUGUUUAUCCCAGAGUAGUGGGUGGGACUCUGUGAUUUUUAAAUUCUCUAUAUGUGUUAAACAUAUAAUUGUAUAAUAAAAAUAAAUUUCUUGAACAAGUAUGAGUUUCUGUAAACAAUAGGUUACUAUCAGUUGAAAUGCCUUCCCUUUAGUUAUACUCCGAUGUGCACAGAACUAGACCCAUGUCUCUUGCAUUAUUAGAAAUAUGAAGGCUUAUAGCUUUGCCAAAUGCUGGCAGAUUCACUGUCUCAUUCGACAGUAAUGAGAAUCUCUGGGAUGAGCAUCCUCUUACUGAAAAGUUAAGACCAGGGGAUGCUGAGCCAUCACCACAGCAGUGGGAGUCAAAGGCCUGCUCUCUUGCCAGAAGCUCAAAGGGAAAAUCACUUAGUUCUGGUUGACUUCCUCAUGGUCAUUAUGCGAUGCCAGAAAGAGCUAGUUACUUUCAGACCUGUCGCUUUUUUUGUACUUGGCCACUUUCAAGUGCUGUCAAUGAAAGCCAGGAAAAGGAAACAACCAGGGUUCUUAAACUGCAGUUCCACAUGUAUCUCCUCUUUUUUAUGAAGAUUUCUCUUUCCACAAACACACACACCCCUUUGUAGUUCUCAGAACUAUGGGGAGGAAUAGUGUAAAGAUUGAAAGCUCUGGUAGAAGCAAAGGAGGGUGCUUAUUGUCUGAAGACAAAAAAAAGAUCUCAAGUGUUGAUGUUUAUCACAGAGCCAUCUCUAAAGCCCACGGUGUUCUCCCUUGAAAACAUACCACUUUUGUACGGUGUAGAUAGUAAUAUUUCACUUUCCCUGGUGCUAGGAACUAGAGAACUAGUCUCAGCAAACACUACAAUCACAGGAAAAACAGGUUUUGCUUUAUAUGUAUUUUAAGACCCUUAUGUUAGAAGCAUCUGGAGAAAUAUCGUUAAGAGAUUCCUUCAAAUUUUUCUGUUCUAACCCCUCCAUAAUUAUUUCUACAUCAUUCAGUUUGUCUUUUUACCCUUUUAUAUUACAUUCCUGGGAGAAUUAAAAAAUGAUCAAAAUGAGCUAAUUAACUUUGAUACUGUUUAUAGCUUUUCUCAUUUUAUACAUGGGUAAGCUGAAGCAAUCUGGGUAAAGUAAUGGGCCCCGAAAGAUAGGUCAGAAUAUCUUACCUUAUGGAACAGGUGUUUUCCAGAAAAAUGAAAUAAAAGCGAAUUUCAGCCUAGCAAAUCCUAUUGUAGUGCUGACUUAUGUUAAAAAAAUCAGGAAUGCAUUCUCACACGAGUAAGAUCUCAACAGUGCAAAUUCAGUGAUUUUAUGUAAUUCGACAAACAUCCUUCUCAAUGCAUGACAUUGUCCCAGGUAAGCAGUGGUUAGAGCCAUGAGUGAGCUCAGGAGCUUGUUGAGGGAGAAGGCAGGAUGCUCUGUGAUUUAAAAACAGCAUGGAAUCAUUUCAGAAGGGACAAAGUGGCGGAGGGGAACAGUCCCAGAUAAGGCCAUUGGAGCUGUCAUACGCAGCCGUGGUUGAAAUGGCCUCUGUUGGGUUGAAUAGUUGCCCAGGCAAGGAUGUGGCAGCACUUUAGUCCCUGGGACCUUUCGUCUCUUAGUGACCACCAUUAUAUUUCAUGGUGGUGAUGCACCCAGUUAACAGGCUGCAUUACCAGCUGCCCUGGAGGGAAGAUGUGGUCCAGUGCAUGGUAAGAUAAAGGCACAACGGCUGUGUGAAAUUCUGCAAGCCCUGAAAAUGAAAAGCAUUUGGGGUGCACCGUUUUUCCCUUUGUUCCUACUGCCUGGGAUGUCAAUGUGAUGGGUGGGGCUUCAGCAGUCUCACUGCAUCUUGAGGCCAUUUUGAGAAUAGAGGCCAAACAGAAAGAUGCCACAGAAAAAAAGAAGCCUGGGUUCCUGGUGACUCUAUAGCCAGGAAAUAAAAUUCAAUUUCUUCUAAAAAUAGGACUACAGAUCGAUAUUAUAAAGUAAUUGAAGUGAGCCUUCAACCACUGUGGUGAACUGGAGAGCUCAGGUCCCACUGUUUAAUCAAACAUGGAGGCCACUAGCUGAGGGGUUCUAAUGCUUUGGUGUUUAGUGAGUAAACAGGAACCUGUAGAUGCCUCAGGUUAAGAAAUCAAAACCUAAGGAUACCGAAGCACAAGCAGCCAACCAGGAUUUCCACUAAUAGCCAAUGAAUAACCUUAAUUUGCUUCCACUUUUUCUAUAUAAAAGUCUCUCCCUUGGUCCUGUGGGUGGGGAGCUCCUUAACACUUCAGAUUGGGUGCUGCCCAAAUGGAAUCAACUUUUGCUCAAAUAAAAUUUUUUAACAUGCCGCAGUUAAUCUUUUUAGCACAUCUAAAGAGGGCAGCUGUUUCUUAGCUUGGAUCAACUGUGGGAAUGAUGGCUUAAUAUUGUGAGAGACCUCAUUUUUCAAGAGAUCAGAGAAAUCCCUGGUGCUGGAACCCGUGGGAGUAGACGCUGGCCACCCUGUCCCCAUGGAAGUCCACCCAUGGCCUCUUCUGGUCCCUGUGGGAGGGAAUCUGCAAUCAUCCCAUCGAAGGCGACCGCAGCCCUUGGUCCCCAUGGGAGCGGCCCUCAACCACUUCUAGUCUGUGACUUGUGGCUGCCUCUUGUCCCAGUGGGAGAGGAUCUGUGGCCUCCCUUGAUGGGAAGGCACCCGAAAUCACCUCUGGUGCUGGUCCGCAUGAGGGCAGACCCCAGCCAUGCCUGGUGCCCCGUAGAAGCCGACUAGAGGCCACCCUGGACCUCUGGGAGUCCAGCCAUGGUGUCUUCUGGGUCCCACGAGAGGGAACCUGUGAUCCCGGUCGCGGCCGCGCAGCGCCCAGUCCCGUCCUGUUCCAGAAGAGCGGCCUCGCGCCCCUCCCCUCCUGGACUUCGGCGCCCGAGCCCGCGAGUGCGGGCGCGGCCUCGGGAGCGGCGGGCGGGGCUGGCCGAGCGCCGCCGCUCGGUACCCCGGUCCGCGUCCCGUCCCUGCCCCUGCGCUCCCGCCCCGGCCUGGUUCGCGGCGGGCCGGUUGAUGGCCGGGCGGCGGCAUGCGGCUCCUGUUCCUGGCGGUUCUGCGCUCACACACGGGCAACGCGGUCACCGCCGAGCGCGUCCGAGACCAUCUAGAAGCUGCAGGUCACAUGUGUGUCAUGAAAGAUGCCUUUGACUUUGAGAACUCAUCUGAAAUCGCAAACCUCAUCAAGGCUGAGAACUUUGAGGCAGCACUAGCUCUUCAUCUCUACAGAGGAGGCCGACUUUUGCAAGGUCAUGGAAUUCCUUUUGGGAUCAUCUUUGGUGGAACUGACUUAAAUGAAGAUGUUAACCAAGGGGAAAAAAUUGAAGUGAUGGGGAAAGUCCUUGAAGAAGCCAGGUUCGCUGUCGCUUUCACGGAGUCAAUGAAGGAGAUGGCGCAAAUGCAGUGGCCACAUGCUAAGGGUAAGAUCUAUGUCCAGAGUCAAGGAAUUGCAACAGCACCAAACACCGCCUUUAACUGGAAUGCCUUCCUUCAGCGUUCAGAGAUUAACCGAAAUGCAGAUAAUUUACACGUGUUUCUCCUGAUAUGUGGACUUCGGCAAGUUAAAGACCCUCUCUAUUUGGUGGAUGCCUUCUCAGAAUGGCAUCAAGAAGAGCCCAAUGUUUACAUGGUAAUUGUGGGUCCAGAGGUUGACCCAGUGUUCACAAGGGAAGUAAAAGCCAAAGUAAAGAGGACCUCAGGGGUGCGGCUGAUUGGGGAGAUGGCCCAGGAGGACCUCCAUGCGGUGGUGAAGAAUUGCUCCGCGGUGGUGAAUAGCUCUGUUUCCGAAGGCAUGUCAGCCGCAAUUCUGGAGGCGAUGGACUUGGAAGUUCCGGUGCUGGCCAGGAACAUCCCUGGGAAUGUGGCGGUGGUGAAACACCAAGUUACCGGAUUACUCUUUUCAGAUCCUCAGGAGUUUGUUCAGCUGGCAAAGAGACUCAUUAGUGAUCGUGCAUUAGAAAAAGAGAUCGUGGCCAAUGGCAGGGAGUAUGUGAGAAUGUCUCAUUCGUGGCAGGUGGAAAGAGAUACCUACCAAAACCUCAUCAGGAGGCUCGAGGGAAGCAUUCAGGACUGAGGGCGCAUGCCAGCCACUCACGUGUGCCGCCAGUAACCCUAAGAGACAAGUAUGUUUAUGACUCACAUCAUACGGGGAAGGAGUCAGGCAUGAAGAGGCCGAGGAAGUGCCGAGGUAAGGUGUUUAUCUGGAAGCCACAGGUCUGCUUUCCUGCAAAUGAGGCUCUGUGGCGUUUCACUGGCUACAGGAGAUGCUGUGGUCACCUGCCCUUCCUCUCCUCCCGUCAGAGGCUGGCCCUCCAGCUCUCAGACUGUAUACUGAUGGCCUGAGUGAGGGAGAGCUUCCUGUGCGGGCCAGAUCCAGGGGUCAUCUGACGUGGGCAGUAAGGCCAGCACCUCGUUCUGGCCCAGAAACACUAAAGCUUCAGGGCCCCUAUGCACAGGCGUCCUUGGGAUGGCCUGGCAGUUCCACGGCUCCAGGAGCAGCUUUUCCUCUGCACCCUUGAAAAUCUCCAGCUCAGGGUCUGCCCCUGGGGGCCCCAGCCCAGGACAGUUUCAGAAAAAUAGUACUCUAUCUUGCUGGCACUGGAGGAUGUGGCUUGAGAACUUUGCCUCUGCCACAUACAACUUUCCACGUUUAGUACAAACUGUUCUUGCUUGGGAGACUCAAAAUAGUCUCUUAGGUUCUGUGGGUAUAAAAUCUUUCUGAACUCCUGGUCAGAAAAAUGGGGGGGUAAAGGCAGGUUCCUGCUGUGCUGGCCCCCCAGGGAGGUGAUGAGCAGGACCCACCCGUCUGGCCUUGUCUCUCUUGGCUGGGGCUUCCUCCCCACCUUUAUUCCCGAUAACCCAAUACACACAGGUGAAUCUGUAUGGAGACAGGGGUUUGUAGUCACUGCUCCCCGCUCCUCAGUUGUCCUAUACUGGCUGCCCCCAACCCGCAGGGUUACCAAGGAAUGGCACAAAUAGAAUUUUCAAAAAAUGUUAAGAAUGUAAUUCCGUAAAUGAAACCAGGUGAGGUUUCAUUGAACACAUUAAUGAGGGAACCAGAGGGAAAACAAAGCCAGUUCAAAGGACUUGAGAAACUACUAUCUAUGCAAUCAGUGAAAUUUUAAGAAAUUGUAAAAUCAGAUAAAACCAUAAUCAUUGUGGUUGAUGCCCCUAAAUCACUUGCUUAGCAAUUUCACAAAAACCUUUUUGAAGAUCUGAUUUUGCAGAUUUGUAAAAUGUCUGAGUCCUAAUUGAUAACGUAUAUUGUUAAUCAAUAAUACAGAUCUCUUCCUCAGAACCUCUCUCUCUGGCCCCAGUCAGCUGGUCCAGGACUGAACAUUUGAUCUGAGACAGGCCACCAGAACUUCUCCCUGAGAAUUUUGAGAGAAAAAUGCAACAAACAUACAGAAAAGGGUAGAAGAGAAAUAGAGAGAGAUAGAUGGGGGGUGGGGGGCGGCGAGCAUAAAAACGUUCAAUCCCCAGAUUCUGGAUGUUUCUACUCUAGUUCUUGCCCUCUGGUUCCAGAUGACAUAACUUAUCUUUAAAAUAAGAUCUCUCUUCUGCUUGUGCUGGCUGGAGCGGGAGGGCAGUGAGAGAGGCUCACAGUUCCCUGAGGGCCGAUGGUGCACUAGGCGUCCGGAAUGUCAUUGGCACAAAGCACAGACACCUCAAGUCUGAACGCUCUCAGCUUGAGUUCAUUGGGUGAGUCUGUUUUCCGCUACUACAGCAGCGCUGUUUCAGCCAACUUCCGAUGGCAGCCCUGGAGUCAUGCGCGGGCACGGCCUCCUCCUGCACAAACACUCAGGUCUCUGAGCGUGGGCUCCCCAGGCCCGCGGCUCCAGCAGGCAGCUCGGGUCAAGCGUGGGGACCAGGGGCACUGCACACCACAUCCUGACCAGAUCGGUCAGGGCACCUGCUCUCUGCUGUGCAAUUAGGAGGCAGGGACCUCCGUAGAAAGGGGGCACCCACCAAAUGUGUGAGUGCUUCAGAAUCACCAUCUCUCUGGUGAUGCUCAAUGCAAGCUUUCUUUCAAGCUGUUUGGUUACAUUAUAUAUAUGUUAUAUACACACACACAUAUAUGCGUAUAUGUAUAUAUGUGUUUAUAUUAUAUAAUACACAUUUCAUUAUAUCUAUAUUACAUAUUGUGCUGCACAGAGCACAGAAUAGUGUCUCAGAGAAAUAACACUACUGAUUCAUUCAUGCAACUAACAUUGUUCACUAUAUCUAUUUAUGUACAUUUUAAUAUUUAUUUAAAUUCAUAUAUACAGUUAAUGAAUUUAUGUUUUUUUGAUUAACAUAUCAUUGAUAUACAAUCUUAUGAAGGUUUCACAUGAGCAACAUUGCAAUUUCAGCAUUCACCCAUAUUAUCAAGUCCCCCCCACCCCAUUGCAGUCAUUGUCCAUCAGCCUGGUAAGAUGCUAUAGAGUCACUACUUAUCUUCUCUGUGCUAUACUGCCUCCCCCAUGACCUACCUAUAUUGUGAAUGCUAAUUAUAAUGCCCCUUAAUAGCCUUCUACCUCCCUUCCCACCCAACCUCCCCUACCCCUUCCCUUUAGUAACUGCUAGUCCCUUCUUAGAGUCUGUAAGUCUGCUGUUGUUUUGUUUGAUGAAUUUAUGAUUUAUAAAAUAAUUUACCACACUUAAAAUUUAUAUGUAUAAAUAUGUA